Messenger RNA from Gamsiella multidivaricata, 1202 nucleotides. RefSeq lists its product as uncharacterized. Gene Ontology annotation, biological process: mRNA splicing, via spliceosome. Gene Ontology annotation, cellular component: U2-type prespliceosome; U1 snRNP; precatalytic spliceosome. The coding region runs from base 324 to 947 and encodes 207 amino acids. The record is from RefSeq and is a predicted model, not a curated record. Lineage: Eukaryota; Fungi; Mortierellomycota; Mortierellomycetes; Mortierellales; Mortierellaceae. The transcript is spliced from 5 exons. Gene Ontology annotation, molecular function: mRNA binding; U1 snRNA binding.
UAAUCGCAAAAAAAGAAGAAAGAUGGAACUUCAGCAUUUUGUGUGUACGGCCACACACACACGCGUGCUGAUUACAGGGGGCGUUGAUGAAUUUACGAUGACGUAGAUAGCGCCUAGAUAGUCCUAUUUUCAAAACGGCAAACAAGAUCUUGCCAUCCACAUUCCCUCUCGAACUUGCAUCACACUCCUAGACACCGAACGAUACAGGACGCCAAACGGACAGCGGAUAAUAGAAUCUGCGAAAAACAGUAUUCGAGAACGAGUUCAGUUUCCUUCGCCACUAUAACUGUUAUCACUGAAUCUCUGAUCGACCUUGUCCAAGAAUGAAUCGUCGUCAAGGAAACCAGGAUUCGGACGGACGUGUGGGCACGGCAGCUCUGCCACCGCAUCUGCUGCGACUUUUUGCACCGCGCCCGCCUCUGCCCUAUGCAAAGCCAUUGGAUCGGGAUCCCGGAAAGAAGGACGAGCCGCGGUUAAUGCCUGUAUCACAAUACCUGGAUAUGUGCAAGAAUCAUGAUACAGACUAUGUCCCCACGUUGAGCAUAGCAGAGAGGAAGAAGCAAAAGUUGGAGGAACGAGACAGAAAGGCUCAGGAAGCUUUGAAGACAGGACUAGAAGCAUGGGACCCAAACAAAGAUGAAAAGGUUGUUGGCGAUCCAUAUAAGACAUUGCACAUUUCUCGCCUUCAGAGCUACGAGUGUACUGAGAAGGAUUUGCGGCGCGAGUUCCAGAUGUAUGGCCCUAUUGAAAACGUUAGAGUUGUUAAAGAUCCGGAGGGGAAGCCCAGAGGAUACGCAUUUAUCGAAUUCGAGCGUGAGAAAGACAUGAAGGCAGCAUAUAAGGAUGCGGAUGGUAUCAAGGUUCUGGGGCGCCGAAUCGUUGUUGACGUUGAGCGUGGCAGGACAGUAAAGGGGUGGAGACCAAAACGCUUAGGUAAGGUUCCUUAAUCGCCUGUCCACUAAACAUCCGUACUUUGUGGUCACAUAAUAGCUUACUAACAAUAUGUUGUUAAUUAUGUAUGUCUGUUAGGCGGAGGACUAGGUGGUACACGUAUUGGAGCACCGCACGAGAAUCAGUCAUCUUCAGGAAGGGACAAUCGACAUGAGAGAGAGCGGUCUCGUGGUGGUGGCGACCGUGGCUAUGGCGGACGCAAUGGGGGCGACCACAGGGAUGGACGUGGUGGAGAUAGAGAUCGUGGAGGA